UCCCAUAACGAACGCACCAUGACACCUAAACUGGGCGACGCUCCCCUGACGAACGCACCAUGGCGAGCUGUCAUUUGUUUUCAAUCGCACGCGUGUUCGAUCCUGUUUGUGUUGACGGUGUUUGCUAAAGUUUUGGAGGAAAACCGGAUUUUCCGCGUUGAGGCGGUCGUUUUAGCCAAUUGGCCACAUCCGGCGAUUGGCAAUCAAGUUGCCGAACGCGGUUCUAGUGUCGGUUGGUCGGAUGAUCGAACUGGAGCGGCUCCGGGAUGGCGAAACUUUGGGGACUUCUUCCACACGUUUCCGGCAGAAAAAAUCUGCGGGUCAUCGAUCCGGAAAAGUAAACUUGAAAUUGUAAACCAUUUUGGGGGCUUAUUUCACUAAGGAUUGUGCUUCUCGAUUACGCGAAUGUCUAUCCCAAUUACGAAGCAGUUGAUCCGGCACCGGCGACGGAUAGGUAUUCCGAAUAAUUUCAAACAGUGCGGAUUGAAGCGGAAUAACAAAAGAAAACGCCAUAGAAAGAAAGUGAAGUGAAGUGAAAUAAAAAUUCAAGAAAAAGAUAAAAAUACACUAAAACUUACUGUUUCACCUUUAAUUUCAAUGUAUAAAUAUAUGUUUUACAGUACAAUUUAGUGGAGAGAAAAAAAAUAAAUAUCAUAAAAAUACAAUAAAACUUACUGUAGUUAUUAUUUAUUUCAUUGUCCGAUUAUAGUUUUUACAAUAUCAUUUAGUAUGGGAAAAUCCAUGAAGAACUGUGAAUUUACUGUGCAAACCAUAGUAAUGGUUACUGUAUUUAUUAUAGAUGCAUGAUGUUUUCUAUGGUUUGGGUCAAUUUUUUGACGGAAAAGGCAUCAAUGAAAAUACGGUAGAAUGUAUAGUAUUUGUUUUUUUUUUGUAUGGGGAAAAGUCGAAAUUUUUAUGGUGACUGUGCCUAAAAAUACCCCUUUUUUAUAGUAAAUUCCCAAAAUAAGAUAUAUUCUAUGGUGAAAAAACAUAAAGGCUACUGUAGAAUCAUGGUAAAAAUAACCAUAGAAUUUAUCGUGUGAUAACCAUAAAAUCUACUGUUGGUUUAUAGUAAAUCUUUAUGCGGGCACCCUCAAUUCAGAUGGUCGAACUUUAUGAAAAAUGGUAGGGUACCAUUUCCGAUAUGGUAUUUUUAAGGUUUUCCUACCAUUUUUCAAAUAGUGGUUACGAUCUCUGAAAUGGUGAGAAAACCAUUUAACAAAAAGUUUUUUUAUAGUUCUCGUUUAUGCGGGAUGAUUUCGUUGGAGGAUGACAACAAAAAGGCAUCACCACUCUGCCGCUUUCCAGUGCUCUUGUAAUCCAGGUGACUAAUCUUCGGUAAGCCUUCUGGACGUGAUUCUGACCAGCAUCAGCAGCAUCCGUACGAAACCGGGAAGCGCACGCGGGACGAACACGGGAAGCGUACCUACCUACCGUACAGACAUCGGCACCACCCCGCGCAGUCUCGGCACGCCACGGCCUACGAAUGGACCUGCACCGCCGUCAACGGCAAUGAUCUGCUGAAGGCGAUCGCAGCUGUACGAUGGCUCUUGCGUCAGCAAGAGCCACCCACGUCUUCGCAGGAAGUUCCGGAAGUUGAUGCGGUACUGAAGAAUAUUGAGAACGCAACUGAAGAACCCCAAGAUUUCUCAUUCCUCUUUUCUUUCAGCUUAGACGACCAUGUCCGGCGAGCAGAACGCGGUCCCACGAGCUCGUGGACAUGGACAGAAACAGGAGAUUUGUUCUUGAUCAACCGGGGCGGCGGAUGCACCGAAUAAAGAGACGGCAUGCGGAAGUGGUUUUAACAAAGGUGCGCAGGCUCGAUGGUGCCCACAUUUGGAAAUGUUCCGGUCUCGCCGUUGUUGAGAAGAGAAGUUCCGGGAGAAGCGAGUUUUGCUGAAGAAUUACGAUCGGAAGAAGAGAAAAAAAGGAGACAAUGGAGCAGGUCCGGAAUCGCUACGUGAAGGCAAGAGGAGAGCGAUAAAACGAGGGAUACGAUAAGAAGCUACGUAUCUGAAGGUAGAAUAAUCGGUAGUUUGUUGUAAUAUUCUUUUUUUAGCUAAAAGUUCUCUUUAUCAAGAUUCAAAUGUAAAAACCUCCCGGCUGGUCUUGCGAUGAAACGAUAUCGUAGUGCAUUUAGAGACGCUCAGCUCCAAACGAUUCAACGCACACCAGUUGGCAAAUUUGUCUAGGCGGGACUGCAGUCUGUAGCAAUCAGGUAAGUUGUCAAUAGCGAGGAAGAUCGUUGAAGAGAGAGUUGGAGUCGUUGAAGAAAGUGUUGUGCAACAUUGAUGUGCAACGAUUAUGAUACAGGCUGCAACAACUCGGACGGUACUGGACUGACCAUGGGUACACUGUAGAUCAACAGCAGCUUUGUGUAGCGAACCUAAUUUCCUACUUAUACUCACAUCCUCAUCCACGCUCAGACAUUAUUUUAUAAUCCAAACGUACCCGCCUAGCAACAAGGCUGGUGAGGCAUCACUAAAGCCAGAGGUCCGUCUCUCCACUACUCUCUCUUUAGAACAGACAAAAGAGAAAGAGAGAGAGAGAGAGUUAAGGAGGCUCUCACUUAUUGAUUAAUUUCACCAGGUAGUAACCUUGACAUUCCUGUCCUCGGUUGACUCGGACCCGCACACGUCGGCGACACCUUUCCUCUCCCUCACCCUUACCGAUUCUAUAAUUCCCAGGAAAGUGCGCAACUCUAAUAAAGCACACCUCUUAUUAAGUCCUCGGCCCUGGUUCCAUAUGCAUUUGGGCUGGGACGUCAUCUCGCCUGACGAUAGCACACAAGGGCAUCAAUUUAUGAAGGGAGGUCAGGGAUAAGCAAGUCCGGUAGCAAGUGCGCUUCGGACUAUGACGUCACCGUUCGGUGUUUGGGGCAGGUCAAGGCCAAGAGGUUCAAACGGAGAAAAGACCUCUCGCCUGGGGAUGAUACCCGGGGAAUAGGUAACGAGACCUCCAAGUUACUCAUCUUCUGGGAAACUAAAAAGUUGCUGGUACUCAUGGGCUCCUAAUACAUCAAAUCCACACAUAGGAUCCCAAGCGACAUCUAAGUACAGCGCCCCGGGUCCAAAGGUGAAAAACAACAAUGGAAAUUUCCACUAACUUGAUCGUGGGAAAGUCCAAAGAUCACUUAGUAGUGGAAAUUUCCGAUACCUUUGGAAUGUCCACGCGCUCGCGGUUAUUGACCGGAACCAAGGUCACUUCCCCUCCAAUUAUCGAGAGAACCGAUAUUUUAGUACAAAUGAGUGGGUAUGGAAUGCUAAUCUCGACCUUAGUAUAAAUAGUGAUCGAAAGGACUCCAUUAAUUAGUUAUUCAGUUAUUGAGUUAUUCGGUUAUUCAGUUUAUUCAGUAGGCUAGUUCUGAUCCUUAAAUUGUGGAAACAGUAGAUCCUUGAAUUGUGGAAACAGUAGAUCCUUAAAUUGUGGAAACAGUAGAUCCUUGAAUUGUGGAAACAGUAGAUCUUUGAAAUUGUAAUUGUAUUUGUGCAUCAAUAAAAUAGAAGAGGAAAGUUGA
Molecule: messenger RNA, 3517 nt
Organism: Culex pipiens pallens (northern house mosquito)
Lineage: Eukaryota; Metazoa; Arthropoda; Insecta; Diptera; Culicidae
Exons: 3
Coding region: 19-381 (120 amino acids)
Source: RefSeq, a predicted model, not a curated record